GUGCUUGUGGCGUUUGGUGCGGUCUACGCUACGUUUCGUCACUAGAAUUGAAUUCAUACUCAUUUGAAUAGUGUUUUUAGGCCCUACUCCGCCAUUACUAUUAAUUUUUUUUCGUUUUCAUUAUUUUAUUCAUUCGUUAUGAACUAGUUGUGUGUGCCAUGUGAAAACAAUGUAUCAAUGAUUCCCCAAUAAGUGUUUGAGAAGUGUAUCAUUUCCUGUUCCAUAUCGUACAGAAAACAAGCUACUUCGACCGCUUGCGAACUCUAUUCGUUAUCACAAGCGCGCUGUACGCCUUUGGUCUUCGCCUUUCAUCUCUCAAGAGCCGGCUGGUGAUUGAUCCGGAGAAUGACUGCUAAUAGCAGUUUAGUGAAGUGCAGAACAGUGUUAAUGUUGUGAACGAGUGUAUAAGUGAAACGUUAUAUAAGGUUGGAAUGAGUGAAGUAGGAAGCCCGCCCUGACGCGUCUUGCGCCGGCGUCCGCGGCGGGCGACGCUCGUGUCAUGGCCCCGGCGCUUUCUGUGACACCCCAAUUUAACCACUUCGACGCGACCAACGAGACCGAGAAGCUAACCCACCGAAGACGGGCCCUCGCGUCCGUCGACAACCUCGCUAUACCCAUGGAGGAAGACGACAUGGGACUCCAAAAUCAACCUAGCCUAGCUAAAGAUUCACAAGAAAUGGAACAGAUCCUAGUAGAUCUGGGUAAUAGUGAUCUGGUUCAAGCAGACCUCCUCCAAGCAAUUAAAACAUUGGAAAGUGGAGGGGAUACUUUGUCUACUGGUGAUCCGGAUGUAAUAUUUCCUCUUAGUGGAUUUGAUCUUGCUGAUACUGCUGAUUCUGAAGGAGAUGCUGCAGAGGACAAGGUUAGACUACUACAAGCGCGCCUAGAACGCCGUUGUGCAUUUUUGUUGCGACGUUUGAGGAUACUACAAGCACGUGCAAUUGGUAAGAAAAUAUCAGAAGAAGCAGCUCAGUCAUUUGAAAAAAGUGCUCGUGGUGCUCGCAAAGAUGGUGGAGGGAGACCAAUGGGAAUCAAAGCUUUGUUAAAAAGAAUAGAGACCACUGCGGCCUUACAGGCUAAUGCAGCUUCCCGUUCCGUAGUUGGCCCUAAAUACUAUAGAGCGGGAACAUCCAAAGGUGAUGCUACCCGAUCAGCAUCCAUUGGAAUAGCUUCCGGUACUCUAGCUGGCUUGGAGGACUCUGCAGGUGCACUCCGUUCUCAUUUAUCUGUGGUUAAACAUCAGUUAGACUCGGAUGCUACUGCUUCGUCAUCAGGAGCUGAGAGUAACGAUGAAGCAGUCACAUACAACAAUCCCCAUCAACAGCACAUGCCUAUUGAGAAACGAGCACUGUGGUCGUGGCAGAAGGCGCGCGCGUCGAUCGCGUCGCGCUGGUGCUGGCUGCAGGUCCAGGUGCAGGAGCUGGAGUACAAGAUCCGCCAGCACAAUGACUUGCACAGACAGGUCCGCGAAGCUAAAGGUUCCGUGCAAUUCGAAGGCGAGCCAGUAGGCUACGAGGGCAGUCUUCCCGGUGACGAUGAGUGCUCGUGCGCUCGUGUACGACCGCUGAGGAGGGACACGUUCAAGAAGAGGAAGCUCCUGCAGAUGCACAAUCUGCACAUAGCCACAACAAAAGCGGCUAAACCUUCGGACGUCAAAUGCAGCUGCCGCCGCAACGUGGAGAGUUGCUCGGUGUGCACGGGGCGCGCCGAGCCCACGCAACCCGCGCCGCCCGCCGCUACACUGCCGCCGCGCCGUCGCCUCGCGCUCGUCGACCCCGCCUACCACCCCGUGCUUAGCGAUGUCAAAGAUAUAUCCCCAUCGGUGCACCUCUCGGCGCUGUCGUCGCGUUCGUGGUUCCGGUCGCGCUGCGGCAAGGCGUGGCGCGCGCACGUGGCCGCGCCCCGCGCCGCGCCCGCCCCGCCCGCGCCCCGCGCACCCCGUCGACACCCCACCAGAUUGAAAAGAGGCCGUCCACCUUUAUCGCGAAAAAUAAAAGAACGAGAUAGGGAUGAAGAGACGUCAACAUCCGGACAAGACAGGCGCGGUCGCAGUAGCACUGAGUGGCGCACGUGGCGACGACAGUCGUUCGAUAUCGAUAACAUUGUCAUACCCCAGAGCGUAGCCGCCAACACGCGACCGGAGAUACUCACCUACAAGGAGAUCAUAACGCCAAAAUGGCGAGUAAUGGAGAUACCGGAAACACCACUAAAUAAUGGUGUAAUGAAGUUUAACAGAAUGUCAUUUGAGAGCGAAGAGGAAGACAUUUCGGAAGCUGCGGUUCAAGCACGACACACUCGCGCAGAGUGCCGCGAGCGAAACCGAUACCUGCGCAAGCGGCGCUCGCGUCGUAACCACGCCGACACUGACACUGAGCACGACCCACACGAGCAGCAUCAGCUCGACCAACCACCGAUGAUGCAGCCGCUCUCACCGCCACCGCAACCACUGAUGAUGUACCAACAAUCACCACCACAACCACUACCGCCGCCACCACUUGUACCGAUACAGCAAACGAUCGCGUUACAACGACAGUCAUCUCCAACAGAACAUCAUGAGACAGUGAGACCAUACUCUCCAAGACAAUUCCCGUUGCCAGAUGUCCUGUAUAUCGAGAUGUUAUCCAACAUGCCGGAAGGCUAUCGACCUAGCAGUCCUGAACCGACGCCGCCGAGAAUAGAUGAAGAAGGCGAUGAAUUGAGCACACUAUCCCCAUUAUCACCCUUAGUAUUUGAUGGUGAUGAUCCUGAUGAUGCAGAAUGGAAUCCUGGGAGAGAGAAGUCAGAGAGACGAAAAAGUACACUCAGGUGAAUUUGUGUUUAUUACUCUUAAAGCCAUCUGACACAGCAGAAGUCAUGAUAAAAUUAGUUUUAGGAAACUAAAAAUUAUUAAACUUUAAUGGCUAUUUCUAAAAUAGUUUAGAAACACAGCAAUUUUUUGGUAAUUCAUCCAUACAUUUCUAUUGACAUCAAAUAUAUUUCGUUUUUUUAAAUUUCUUUUGUAAAAAUCACAUAUUAUUCCUGAAUAUAAUAAAAUUAAAAGUAUAUUUGCAAAACGAUAAAUAUAUCCUUAACUUUUGGGUUGUAACACAAUUUAUACAUGCAUAAUAUUUUGUGAAUAUCAAUGCAAAACAAUAUCUUAUAUUAGUCCUUUCCAAUUCCAAUAUUAUUUAAUAUAAUACUGAUUUAAAAGACCAAACCAUUUAUAUAUGUUUUGCUAUUCAAAUAAUAUUAUGACAAUUGCGAUUCUGUAACUCUAUUAGUCAAAGAUAUAUAUAAUAUAUUACAAAAUAAAUAAAUAAAAGAAUGUUUUGGAUCACAUGUAACAAUACAAGCCAAGUCAUUUUAUUUACAGUAUUUAACAUAGCAAUUUGUUAUUAUUAUAUAGUAUAAAUAGUUUCGGAAAGGACUAUAUAAAUAUUACAUUUAAAGCUAGUAUUACAUAUAAUUUUAUCAUUCACAAUUCAUGUUAUAUUGCAAAUUAAUGACACUGCAUUUUUAUUUAUUCGAAUCUGACAUAAUUAUCUAACACUCAACCAGUUCAACGACUACAGAAAAAAAUAUCUUUAAAAUAUUUGUAUAAUUAUAUAUGUAAGAAAAUAAAUAGAUUAUAAGAAGAUUCGAUUAAUCUAUCAGAUCUCAAUGUAUGGUAAAAAUCUUUCAUUUUGUAUUAACUUUUUAUUAUUAAUUCUAUCUAUUUUUGUGUUUAACUUUGACAGGUUUCAUUUUUAAAUUGAUUUUUGCGUUUUUCAUUUUAUAGUUAUUACAAUAUUAUUCUAGUAAUUUCUAUGUGGUUAUGAAAUUAAUGGCAUUCGCUAAACUCCAAAAGCUUUAUUACUUUUAAGAUAAUGUUAACUUGUAUAAAGAUAACUUGUAAAAAAUGUAAAAUAAUAAUGAAGUAAGAUUCCUUAAUUCUUAUUUACGAAUUAAUGUACAGAUUGUAAGUACAUCCAGUGUCUUUAACUUUAAGCUCACCCUAACUAAUUCCUCAUAGUUCAAAUUAUUCCUAAUUUUAAUAUAUCAAAUUGUAUAAUAUAUGACAAACACUUUGUUCAUUUCCUGCACAAGUAAAACAACUUUAAAAAUCUACAAUUACAUUAAAAGUAUAUAACAUUCAGGGCAAACACGCCUUAGUCUACGAAAAUAUUAUAUAUGUACUUGGGAAUGGGUGCCUUUGAUUUUUGUCAUAAUCUAUCUGGGAGUAAUAGAUAUAUGAUUUGUUUAUUCAAUGUUAGAGUAAGUAUUUCUAGUGAAACCUGCCCGAAUACGCUAAGCGAUUUGUAAAUAUUAAUGGGCACUGAAUAGUAACUAAUAGACUGGCUAUAAAUAAUUUGAAUCUCUAUAAGAGUUCCAUUAUCACUUUACAUAACUUGGAAACAUUGAUUUAUAUUUGAAAAAUAACAAUUUUCAACAGUAGCAGUCAAAAUUCUAGGUGUAGUUUUGUUAUUUUUACAUUCAAGCUACUUUUCAUUCUUCUCUUAUUUAUUUAAGGAUGUGAUACUCGGUGGUUGCAUGGAGUAUGCAGGAUUGAAAUGUUUGAUUUGUAAUUUUAUGAUUUGAAUUAAUGACAUGUCAGGGAAAUUAAAGGUAUUUCAAUUGUUUCAUGUUUUUAGUGUUACAUAUUUUUGAUUAAUACAUGAAUUUUAUUUAAAAAUUCAAUUUUUAAGAAAAAAAAAAUAGAAACAAACUUGAGACCGAUCAACAGUAUACUUUUAUAUUUCUCUUCAAGUCAUUAAAAUAGCAUUUUGCUUGUAUUUUGUAAAGAGGGUGACAAAUUAGAUGAAGUAAUAUUUUAAUGUUUUUAAUUGAAAGGAAGCCAAAGUCUUCUUGUUUAUUGUAAGAGUAGUUUAGGUUUAAAGUGACGAUUGAAGUCAAGCGCUUGAGAUAUACAAAAUGUGUUGUAUAUGUUAGUAUGCAGAAUAAAAAUAAAAAUU
Molecule: messenger RNA, 4931 nt
Organism: Vanessa atalanta (red admiral)
Lineage: Eukaryota; Metazoa; Arthropoda; Insecta; Lepidoptera; Nymphalidae
Gene: nsl1
Product: KAT8 regulatory NSL complex subunit 1
Exons: 11
Coding region: 500-2809 (769 amino acids)
Cellular component (GO): NSL complex
Molecular function (GO): histone acetyltransferase binding
Source: RefSeq, a predicted model, not a curated record